GAGGCCAACGAGGUACAUGUUAGGUAUUUCUCCUGACGAGUCUGGAGCUCAGCAGCAGACACUGGCAAUCAGGAAAGUGCCUGACAUCUCGGGUGCGGAUUGACUAUGUGCAUAGUGCAGAGGCACAACUGCCAAGACUGCCCGCCGCUCUGCUCGCCUCGGGUGUUACUCUUCCGCGCGCCUUCGUCCGUGCCAAUGGAGAAAUCACUGUCCUGCAAUUCCCCUCAUUCCUGUUUACCGAUCUCGACUUUGUCCGAACAAAAUUGCCCCGAAUCACACCUCAUCUCCACUAGCCCCUCCCCACAACGGAACGGAACUACCCAAGGAGCGGCUACAAUGAUUAGCGCCUUCUUGUUGUGUGCUCUUGUUGUGGGGGAGGCUUGCUCUAAACGGGGGAUCCCCGAAUGGCGCUGUGAUGCCCAGCGAUGGCGUUCGCUGCGAGUUUGACCGAGCUCCAGAAGCUUUUAUCGUUCCUUCUGCGAUCCGCCAAUCUCCAAGGCUCAACGUUGCGAAUCGGUACCAGGGUUGAGAUGGACGCCAGAUUGAACAAGCGUUGCGCGAUGCCCGGGAUCCGCAGCUCGCAUCAUCGUC
This is a messenger RNA of Parathielavia appendiculata, 591 nucleotides long. RefSeq lists its product as uncharacterized. The coding region runs from base 106 to 447 and encodes 113 amino acids. The transcript has a single exon. The record is from RefSeq and is a predicted model, not a curated record. NCBI's taxonomy places the organism in Eukaryota, Fungi, Ascomycota, Sordariomycetes, Sordariales, Chaetomiaceae.